UGCAUAGACUUACACGCAAAUUCAUCCCGGCGGUAAGUGCGUCUACACACUAAAGUGACUUUACGUAGGCUAGCAGACGAUCGACAGCACUGCCCGACUGUAUGCAUCUUGCUUGUUUUUCUCGCGAUUUAUUCCAAACGGGCCGAUGGAGAGGUGGACUGUAUAUCGUGGAGAUAUGGCAAUUUCUUGAGGAACAAUCGUGGAGAAAUUAAGCAAAAUGAAACGUCUUGUGAGGGUGCUGGACGGGCUCACGGCGGGGGUGGGAUCCAGCUCUUCUCCGAAGGAUUCAGAUGUUGUGGAAUCUCUGACACCGGAGCACUUCAAUGUAUGCAAGGUUGUUCGCCAUGGAUUCCCGUUUGAACCGACCGCCAUGGCAUACGACCCUGUCCAGAACAUCCUGGCCGUGGGAUCCAAGAACGGCUCAAUGAGAAUGUAUCCUUUAUAAAUUUGUUGACUUUUUGGGGGGAUUUGUGCCCCCUCCCCCUCCUCGAUUCAUGUCUUCAUUCCCCUCUCAACUUGUUUCAGUUAACCUAUCAUACGCCAGACAUCAACCUCUCCCACCAUCCUUUCGUUCCCCCAUCAUCCUCCCCCGAUGUUCCCCCAUCCCACCUUUUUCCCUCCCCAUCCCCCACCGCCCCUUUAUCAUUAAGUCCCCUCUCUCCUGCACUCCUGCCACACUUCCAUCCUUUCCUUCUAUCCUUGUACUCAUGUCCAACCCCCUCUCCAACCCUCAUCUUCCCCCUUACCGUAGUCCUUCCACUCGCCCAUCAUCCUCCCUUCCCGUCUCACCUUCCUUCCCCACCCCUCAUCAUCCCCAUUAAUCUUUCCCUUCCCUACCAUCCAUAUUCCCCCUUUCCCAUGCUAGCACCCCUCUCCAGUCAAUACAAUCCUCCACCUCCUACCAUUAUUAUUAUGCUGACCCAUCAUCUAUUAGCUUCCCCCCACCAUCCUCCCAUACCCACCAUUCUCCCCUCCCCGCCUUCUUCACUCCCCCCCCUUCAUCUCUAUCAUCCUUGAUGAUCCUUCUCUCCAUUACCCUCAUCCCUUCGCUCUGCCUCACUAACAUCCCCUCCCACUACCCUCCU
This is a messenger RNA of Lytechinus variegatus (green sea urchin), 1085 nucleotides long. RefSeq names its product syntaxin-binding protein 5-like. Lineage: Eukaryota; Metazoa; Echinodermata; Echinoidea; Temnopleuroida; Toxopneustidae. Gene Ontology annotation, cellular component: SNARE complex; cytoplasm; plasma membrane. Gene Ontology annotation, molecular function: GTPase activator activity; syntaxin binding; myosin II binding. Gene Ontology annotation, biological process: regulation of protein secretion; regulation of exocytosis. Bases 218 to 445 code for a protein of 75 amino acids. The record is from RefSeq and is a predicted model, not a curated record. The transcript is spliced from 2 exons.